This is a messenger RNA of Phasianus colchicus (ring-necked pheasant), 2703 nucleotides long. It is a transcript of the gene RMP64, whose product is annotated as ribonuclease MRP subunit p64. Gene Ontology annotation, cellular component: nucleus. The record is from RefSeq and is a predicted model, not a curated record. Lineage: Eukaryota; Metazoa; Chordata; Aves; Galliformes; Phasianidae. Gene Ontology annotation, biological process: positive regulation of Notch signaling pathway.
CAGGCCAUUCUAUGAUUCUAUGAAAUGUCUUGAGGUGCGGCCUCAUCAGUGUUGCAUACAGAGAGGCCAUCACCUCCCUGCUACUGCUGGCUGCACAACUCCUGAUACAAGCCAGGAGUGCAGCUGGCCUUGGCCAUCUGGGCACACUGCUGGCUUACGUUCAGCUGCUUGUCAGCUAACACCUCCAAAUCCUUUUCUGCAGUACAGCGUUCCAACCACUCUGCCCCAAGCCUUUAGCUUGGCACUGCAAAGGAGACCAGGGACUCGGGCUGGGACCGGGCACCCGAACGCACACUCAGUCCCUCUUCCCCGCCCCAAAUGCCGACUGCUGCUCGCGUGAAGCACAUCGCGUGUUUUGUUUUGCGUUGUGGGAUCUGGGCGUUGCGCGAUGGCAAGGGACAGCCACGGGACUUGUGUCACCGCCUGACGGGCUGCCGCCGCAGCGCGCCGCAACGCACAUCACCCGGUGCACCCAGCCCUCCGAGCAGCCCAAACGGCAGCGCUCGAUGCGCGCGGAGAACGCCGGGGGUGACCGAGUCCAGACCGCACCCCCGCCUGCACGUCCCGCCCCGCGCAGCGCCGCCCAGUACAGGGAAAGAUGGCGGCGCCCGAGGCGGCGUGGAACCGCGUGGACGUGCCGUGGCCCGCUUGCAGCGGCGCGGUGGCCGUGACCGCCCAGCACCCCGCAGUGAGCUGCCUGCCGGCCCUGCGGCGGCGCUGCGUUGGCGCCCUGAAGCGGCUGUCCGGGCCGGGCCUGGCCGCCGAGGGACGCGUCUUGCGGGCCCUGCUCUACGUCUUCCACAGCAGGCUGCUGCGGCACCGGCCCUACCUGGCUAUGCAGCAGGUGGAACAAUGCUUGAAGCGCCUGUGGAAAAUGAACUUGGUGGGCUGCAUUGAAACCCUGGCAGAACUGAUUCCCAGGAAAAAUAAAGCCCAGGCCCAAGCAGAGUGCUUAGUUCCCAGCCAGCCUAUGCUGGAAACAGUGGCUGUGAAGGUGCUGGGAGGCUGUAAGCUCAUACUGCGUCUGCUAGACUGUUGCUGUAAAGCAUUUCUCUUGUCUGUUAAACAUCUCUGUUCAGAAGAAUUCAUACUUUUGAACACCGUGGCUUCAGGCUUGUUGAGCCGGCUAUGGAUUCAAUACAGGUGUGUACUGCGGAGCCUCAUCUCCCUGUAUGGCGUGCUAUCAACAUCACUUCAUCUGGUGUCUGAGACCCAGCAGAUGCCUUACAUCAAGGGAUUUACCUUCCCUUCUGAUAUCAGUAGCUUUCUUGGAGUUAACCUUUCUUCUGAGGUGAAGAAACAAAAAGCUAAAAUGCUUACAGCAAAAAGACCUACUGGCUGGCUGAAGAAGCUCUUCCCAACCACAUCAGAGGCAGUGUCAAAGGUUGGGAGAAAGAGAGGUUUUGUGACCUCUGCAAGUGCUGUGAAAAACCACAGCAUCCCUGCGGAUGACAUUGGAGAACCUGUUCUGGCAACCAGAGAUGGCAGAGGGAACCAGCUGUGGUUUGAUGUGAAGAGUUUGCUUAGACCAUCCAGACCUCCAAUACAAGGGGGUAGAUGCAUGACAUCAAAAGCUUUUAAAGAAACAUCAGUGUCACUUUCCUCUUCUGUGGCAAAAUUGCAGCAUGCUGGGCCUCUCAUACAGAUGUUUCAAACAGCCACAUCUUUUGGUGAGCUGUCAGAGGCACUCAGAAAAGCUAUUCUGUGGUGCAAAGGCAACAAACUCAAAUCAGCAGCUUAUUUUCUGCGCAGCAAAUUGUUGAAAAGCAAUCGGCUGCACCACGUGGAGGCGCAAGGAUGCAGCUUGCAGAAGAAACUGUGCUGUGUCAAAACAACGCUCUGUAAAUACCUUCUGUGUGGCUCACAGAACACGCGCUGGCCAAGGCAGUUCUUUCAAAGGAGGGUGAAAUUCUCCAAGUGCUCAAAGAGAAUUCUGAAGACUGUUCAGCAAAAGCAUUCUGAGCUUUUUGGGGACCAUGUGAGCAGUGUUUCACCCAUUGUGAGGCCUUCAAGUUGGAAAGGAUGUCCCAUCAUUCAUACAGCCUCUGUCAAAGAAAGUACAGCAGAGACUCCUAAACAGCUGCUGUUAAAAGAAAGCCCCAAGUCUGCGCACAAAGAUUCUGUGGAUGUGGAUAUUGAUUCUAUUUUUGCAGCAAUGGGUGUCUGAUUCUGGACUGGGAAGAAGAAACAUGUCUUGUUUUUCUAAGUAAAACUCGGAAUGCCUCUAAGUGUCUCGGUACCUCAUACACCAAGUUCUGCUAACAAAGGAAUAACUAUCUUAGUUUUGUAAAAGUUGGGUUUUUUUUUUCUUUUUUAUGGAACAGCAUUCAAAACAGAUAAGUAAUCUUUAUCCUUUUACCCAACCUUGUCCAGGGACUGCAGCUUUGAGUUACUUCCUACUCAGUGCCUUUUCUCUGCUGCUGGGACCACCUGUUAUUGUGCCGUGUAUUCAGCAGCACUUAAUUACCACCCAAGGCAGAAGGCUGCAGCUGAUCACUUGCUGCUGCUCAGGCCUAAAGAUCUGCCCCUUCUCCACAAAGUAUUAUACUCCUCUCUUGCUGUUUGUACAGACAACAGCCUUGACUUGCAGCCGUUCUACACUUCUUAUCCUUGUCCUGAAAAGAAGUUAACCAAAUCCUGCUGCUUCGGAAAUAGGGUAAAGCACAGCCAGAGCCUGCAAGAAUAAAUCUACUUGUGAACAAA